AUGCAGCUCGCGUACCAGCCCAACAUGAGCAUGGCGCAACCGCACCAGCAACAACCGCAGCCGCAGCUCAUGCAGCAGCAGCAGCACCCGCAGCAGCAGCAGGUCAUGCAUUACUCUGUGCCAUCGCAGCAGCAACCUGGCACCAUCUUCCAUGCCAUGCAGCAACAGCCACCUCAACAACAGCAACAACAGCAACAACUGCCCGUUCAAUACAUGGCUGUGUACGAUGAUGCUCAGCGCGUCCACUACGUGCCCGCUGCUCAGCUCCCGCUCUCUCCGCAACAGCAACACGCACAGCAACAAGCGCAGCUCCACCAGCACCAACUUCACCAACAACAGUUGCAACAGCAGCAGAUGCAACAACAACAACAACAGCAACAGCUUCAGCAGCACCAAUUGCAUCAACAACAGCUGCAGCUUCAACAACAGCAGCAACAGCAGCAGCAGCAACAACAACAACAACAACAACAGCAGCAGCAGCAGCAGCAACAACAACAGCAACCAUCCACAUUGAACGAGCGUAUUCCUCGCCCGACUCCCAUCGAAGUCCCGAGCGGACAUUACGCUGGAGAGCAAAUGUUCCAUCCUUACCAGCUCGCCCAACAACACCAACAACACCAACAACAACAGCAACAACAACCCGUUGCUGCGAUGCAACAAGCACAGCAGCAGCAGCAGCAGCAGCAACAGCAACAGCCCCAAGUGAUCUACGCUCCUGCAGGAUUUGCCGUUCACCCUGCUGCUGCUGCGGCGGCCACUUCCAAUGGCAUGACCUCGCCUCAACAGCAAUACUCGUCUCCAGCGAUGGCGCCCAUCAUGCUCGCGCCCAGCAGCGUCAGCGUGGGACUGACCAAGCCAAGGUCCAACUCGGAAAACCUGCCCUUCCGCCCCGCACAGUACAACGAGGACGGCUCAACAGCGCCGCGCCAGCGUCUGCUCCGUCGCAUCUCGGGAGGAGUCAUCCCUGCCGAGCAUCGCCAGAAUCUCGCCGCCAUGAGCGAUGGGGACAAUGCAUCCUUGCUGUCGUCCCAUUUCGACAGCAGCGACGACGAUGAGCAGAUGCAACCCCACUCUGAGAGCCACUCGCGCCAGCCCUCCCACGAAGAGGAUCCCCGCCAAGGUGCUGAAUGCCUGCUCUUCAUGGCCAAUUCCAAUCCCGCCGCCGUGCCCAUUUCGCAGCAGCAGCAAGCACAGCAACCAAUGCACAACUGCAACACCCACCACAACAACAACAACAACCUCAAGCCGAUGCCCAAGCUGGCGUUCCCUUCUGCUGACAUGACCUUCCCCACCCCGCCCUUGUCCCCGCCGAACGCGAUGCAACAGCGCCAGUACCAGUAUCACCAACAACAGCAACUACACAUGCAACAAAUCCAGCAGAUGCAGCAACAACAGCAGCAGCAGCAGCAGCAGCAACAACAACAGCAACAAUUGCAACAGCAUCAACAACAACAUCAACCUGUGGCUUACUUUGCCCCGCCUGCCGCUGCUGCCGGUCCCGCGCAGGCCUACCACAUGCCAGCACAACGCUCGUCGUCGAUCGGUGUCAUUCCCCAACCAAAUCCAUCUGCAUUGGCUCCCAUCCACAACACUCCGUAUCCGCAGCCAUUUGAAGCGGCAUUCGCGCAACAACAAAAGUACCAGGUCAUGCAGCAACAGCAGCAAGAGCAGCAGCAGCAGCAAAUGCAGCUGCAGUCCAUGCUUUCGUCGUCUGCCCCGUCGUCGUUCGCUGGCUUGCGGGGCGCGGCUUCGUCGGCCAUUCCCAUCCCGUCUGCGACCAGCGCUUCGGGAUCGCCAGCCAUUGCAACGUCACCAGUCAAUUCCUCGACUGCCGCCGCUUCCGGCUCCCUUGGCAACGCCACUGGCGCAGCCAUGCUUACCGUUUUGCAAGAACCAUGCCACGUUCAGCUCCGAUCCAAGCCGGACAAGAACUACAUGAUCCGCCCUCCGAUUCGCGUCGCAGUGGCCGGCAGCUUCUGUCGCGAGACGGACUUUAUGACCGCCACGCUUGUUCAAUCUCGCAACGGCGAGGAGGUUCGCUGCGGCGAUGUCAAAGUCCUCGAAGGCUCGUACGUGGAUCUGGGCUAUCGCCGCUACUUUAGCGACAACGUGGCCACCUUCAACGAGCUCCGCAUCAUGGUCAAGCCCAGCUCCAUUCACAACAAUGGCACUCUGCGCAUCAAGUUUUCGCUCAUGACGCGCACUGGCAACGGCACGCGCGAAAUUGGCAGCGUUCUCACCUGCACUCGCAUGACGCUGUACUCAAACUACACCCAGAUGGCUCCCAGCGACAAGUCGGCGUACAUGCAUGCCAACCCGAAGCGUCGCUCGAACGGCGGUGUCACUUCCCCCCUGCUCUCGCCGACCGCCACGUCUCCCCUUGCCUCGCCGCCAACCAUGUCUCCCCCGCCCAUGUCGCCACCGUCCGAAGGUGCGGGCAUGGCGUACUAUCAGCGGCAUCAACUCGAGCCGCUCCACGAGCAGCCCAUGCUGCAUCACUUUAUGCACCAGCAGCAGCACCAGUUGCAGCAGCAGAUGCAGCAGCUCAACAUGCAGCCUUCAUCCAUGCAAAUGCCCAGCAACAACAUGUUGUGA
Capsaspora owczarzaki ATCC 30864 is the source of this 2595-nucleotide messenger RNA. RefSeq lists its product as hypothetical. The record is from RefSeq and is a predicted model, not a curated record. The transcript is spliced from 2 exons. Gene Ontology annotation, molecular function: transcription cis-regulatory region binding; nuclear receptor activity. The coding region runs from base 1 to 2595 and encodes 864 amino acids. Gene Ontology annotation, cellular component: aryl hydrocarbon receptor complex; nucleus. Gene Ontology annotation, biological process: regulation of transcription by RNA polymerase II. NCBI's taxonomy places the organism in Eukaryota, Filasterea, Ministeriida, Capsasporidae.